AUGGAAACACAGAUCAAAAUAGGGAUGAUGAAGAAAACCACUUUGGGCAAAACCUUUAGUUUUGAGUGCAAGGUUAGCGGAACGCCAAAAAGUUUGAAAACGCAGACGACGGCAGAUACAUACGGAAAUGAGUUAGGAGAAGCAGGAGAAGAAAAGGAUGACGACUCGUGGACGUGCAUAACGUACGUGCUGAGAGAAGGGUGCAGAGACAAGUUGAGAGCGUUCGUGGAGGGACUGAAGAGAGUGGACCACAACUACAUACUUAACACGAGGGAUUUUAGAGGACUGGGCUCGUUUUACUUCUGCACGUACCCAAUCCUGCCCUCGAAAAAGUAUAGCUCAUGCUGGUCGGACUGGGGCUCGAAGUACGGAAGAGUGGCGCCGACCAAAAACGAGUACCUGCCGAAGUGCAGCAUAUUCCUGGUAUUCGAGGACCUGGACGUCAUCAUGUCGAAGGAGCAAAUCGAGUGCGUCAUUAACCUGAUCAACCACAACGUAUUCAAGUUCAGCUACUGGAUGUCAGGAGUGGUCUCGACGUUCGAAAACGCAAGAGCAUCGGAGGAAGACGAGAAGAUGUACAUGGAGUACUGGCCGCAGUUCCUGAUGUCGAACCCGACCGUAGGAGCGGAGUCGCCAGCAGUGGACUCGGAGGUGUCCAGAGAGAAGAUAGAGACGGCGGCGUCAGAAAUAAGCCAAAUCAUCAUCGACGCCUACGAAAACGAAGGAGAGGAGGAAGAAGGGAGCAGCGAAAGGUCAGGGAAGCAGAUCACGAGGAAGGAACUGACGCAGUUCGUGGCAGACUUUGAAAUCCUGCACUCAAUACAGACGAUAAGAAUACUGAGGAACAGAGCAAACCACAGCCUUAACAGACUUAUCAGAGGGUUCCAAGCAGGGACGAAGUCGACGAUACUGGGCUCGAACAUGAACGAGUGCAUAACAAACGUGCUCUUCACGAACAUAUGCGCCUCGUACGACAAUAAGGAGAGCUCACAGGCAGGGCUGGUGACCUCGAAGGUGCAGGAGAGACUGCAGUUCGUGGGAGGAAUCUACGAAAUAGUGUCGAAGCAGGCGAACAGAAGCGGGAUGAUGUCGUCGCUGAAGAAGCUGAACACGGAACAGACGUUUACAGUGGACCUGGCGCUGGACUUCCUGUUCAUCAACUCGAAGGUCAUACUGACGAACAACAUGCACACGUCGAAGGACGAGACGGACAUCAAGGGGUACAUACUGUGCUCAAACGGACUGCACAUAUUCUACCAGGACACGUACGGAAGGGACGGAAGUAGGUUCAUAGAGUUCGAAGCAGCACCAUUCACAAUAUUCUCGCUCGACAUAACGUUGCCGAGAGGGAGGUACACGAGAACGGAGAGCAUCGGAGAGGAUAACACGCUGACAGUGACGUACACGGAGAAUUGCGAAGUGAGAGGCGGCGAAGGGGGGCGCGGAGAAAAAAGUACCUGCAUAUGCGACAUGGUGAGUGGAACGCCGUGCAUACUGAUGAGCUGCGGAGACUGCACGCCGGACCCGAGGAAGAAGAACAAGAAGAACCUGCUGUCGCUGCUCUGGGGAGAGGACGAGGAGAACUGCCUGUUGCCGUCAGUGCUGUACUUCGCCUCGGACUACAACCACUUCAGAAUCCCGGAGACGUCGGACGUGAAGAUACGGCUGCACCUGGACUCGGAGAUAUUCAUGCACCUGCCGAUCAUCGACGAGCUGAGCCACAUACUGCGAAUCUACAAGUACAACAUGGACAAGCACGCGAGCACGUUCCCGAUAAAGAUCGACGAUAAGCUGAAGAGGCUGGAGUACCUGGCGAAGGAGGACUCGGUGGUCUACGAGCUGGUCGACCUGGGCGUGGACUACCAGAGGAAGAUACUGCAGGGCUCAAUCACGUACCUCAACUACGACGUGAACAUAGAGCUGGCGAAGGGGCUCUUCCUCAUGUUCGACGUAAACCUGAAGGGCUCGUACUUCACGUACAAAAUCGCACUCGACCUGCUGAAAAUUAAGACGCUGACGCGCAACUACGAGGAGGACGAGGAGGGGAGCUGCUCGGCGGACACUCUGGACUCGGAGGCUGUGACCGACAGGACAGAGGAGUUGCUGUACUCGGACGGCCUGCAGGAAGGAACGUGCUUUCACGCGGUGAACAUGCUCAGAGCGAGGAGCUCGGCGGAGCAGGAGGGCUUUAACCCAAUGAGUUGCCUGAGUCCGAACGUGAAGGAGAUCGACGCGGGCGAGGACUCAGGAGUUGAUGUGAGCGAAGGAGUCGGCGUUGAGGUCACGGCCGGUGAGAGCGGCGACGUGGCUGGUGGUGGCGCACUCCUAGGCAAUGACAACGCCGGCAGUAACAACCCUGGCAGUAACAACAGUGCAGAUAACAACAACCCUGGCAAUGGCAACCCUGGAAUUAACAACAGUGCAGAUAACAACAACCCUGGCAAUGGCAACCCUGGCAGUAACAACAGUGCAGAUAACAACAACCCUGGCAAUGGCAACCCUGGAAUUAACAACAGUGCAGAUAACAACAACCCUGGCAAUGGCAACCCUGGAAUUAACAACAGUGCAGAUAACAACCCUGAUGGCAACGAACUGUAUGAAGAGAAUGGGCGCUUUCAGUCCUUCAGUAGCGAUGAAAAUGUGGAGAGAAAGUACGACAUGGGAACGCAGCUGGACACGGACGGAUACGACCUGCACGCGUGCAUAGUCUCAGGGCUCACGUUCGACUGCCUCAACGGAAUGUGCGAGUUGGAGGAGAGAAGCGUCUACAUGGGAAAAAACUGCAGAAUCUCGCUCAACAACUACCUGAAGUCGGUGCUGAGAAUAAAGACGAAGUACCUGGACAGAGUCGAGGGCAUGGGCGAGUUCACGAAGCUGUUCGAAAGUAGCGUUAACCUGGUGAGCACGGACAGAGAAGUGAAGGUGGUGGUGAAGACGCUGACGAACAUGGUGAAGCAGAACCACGCAAACCUGAUAGUCUCAGUGGACAUGGGAAGCAUGUACGUGGCGCUGAGGGACGUGGACAUGGUGGGCCUGAUAUGCUCGCUGUCUGACUACAAGCAAAUCAUACUCAAGUACGCAAUUAAGCUGGACGUGGUCUCGGAACACGACAUUAAGAGGAAAGACGCGAGCGUAAGCGUGCACCAGAACAAGUACCACAGCAACAAGUACAUACGGAAGCUGAAGAAGGGAGACGAGGGCGGCAGCAGUGAAGGCAAGGAGUAUUUCGACGACCUCAUGCUCAAGGUGUACUUUAACUGGAACCUGCUGCAGGAGAGCCAGAGUGGAGAAAGGACGGAGGGCCUCAUCAAGUACGAGAUGAAUCUGGACUUUUUCAACCUGACCUUCAAGAGACUGAUAUCGUUCAACACGAAAAACAGCUACUACACAGACUGGAACGGAAGCAGCCCGGUGAACGAAAGCGCAGGCAACGGAGGUAACGCCAAUGUGAGUGCGAGUGCUAAUUUCCUGAGUAGAGAUGAGUCGUCGAAGUUCGGAAGCGGAAACUACGGGUUCAACAAUUACGUACACGGAUAUGACCUGAAUAAGUUGGAGGAGUACGUUAAGUUCUACGGAAUAUCGACGCCGCUCCUGAGUCUUAAGGUGACGGGGUUCGGAAUAAAGGUAGGCAUCCUGGACUCGAAAAUAGAAAGAAUAUGCUCGUACCUGGGCUCGAUGGAAGUGGAGGACCAGUCGAACUGCGUGCCGCUGUACGCGUCGACGCUAUUCUCAGGAGGGAACACAACAAUGCUGUGGUCAUGGCUGAAGGUGAGGAGAGAGUACGACCAGUAUAGAAUGGACACGGAGCGAGUAGGAGUGGGAAGUAGUGGAAUAGAAGCGAGGCCGUCGAAAGGAGGGAGGACAGUGAGCGGAAAGAUAUACGGCUACUAUAAGAGAGUGCAGAGGUACAUAGACGCGACAAUGGAUUUUGACGCGCACUCGCACAACCACAUAUAUAACGCAGACGACCAGGAAAAUCUGGACCACAUAGUGGAGAGCAUAAUGAAGAUGAACGUGCACGCGGGCGAUAAGGCGGCAGAAGUGGACCUGCGUGAAAUGUACGCGCUUGACACGAAGUCGCAUUCCUCCUCGUCAAACACGCCGAGAAAUAAUCGGAGUAGCAGGGACAUGGAAGACGAAUCGUGCAAUAACAGCAGCAGUAUGAGUCAGCUGCUAGAACAGUACAGAGAGGAUUACACGACCCACAGCAGUAGUUUCGAGAUGGAUAGCGAAAGGUUGGAGAUUUCACUUGACAAGAAGAACAGCGGCGACAAGGACAUCGGAGUCGUGGGCAUGGUCUUCGGAGGAUGCCCGUGCUUCGUGAGUCUGUCGCUGAUCUCGGGGACGACGAGAAGCUGCAGCAUAUACGUGUCUAGCUCAAUAGUGACGCUGCCGUGGGAAGUGAUCGAGUCGGUGACGACGUACUUCAACUCGAUCAACGCGUACAUAAAGGAUAACACGAACCAGAGCGGCGCGAGAGAAAACGAGGACAUGUACAAGGAUGACGACGAGUACACAGAAGACUUGGGUAGCACAGACGCAGGGUCGCAGCGAGGCUUGGACGAAGAUUACCAGGACGCAAGCUCAGGAGACUGGGAAAGCAAGCGCUUGAAAAAGGGAGACGUUGAGCACGAAAGUAACAAAUUUGGCCUGGAGGACACGGACAGCGUGUCAGACGUUGCAGAAGUGGGAGAGGAUGACUCGACGCUCGUCGGGAGGCUGCACUCCGAGGGAACGAGCACGCCCACGGAUCAUGGUCACGAGGAAGAGGAGGACGUGUUGAACAGGCAGUUCUAUAGGACGCCCGAGGAGUCGGAAAAAAAAUUCUCCUUCAACGUGCACGUGGGCAUCAGCUGCAUGAAUCUGUUCACGGAGAGCGCCUGGACGGGCUACGGGUACUUCCUGAAGUACCUGUACCACAAGACCGUGCCCAGCGACAAGGCCAUGAACCUGAAGUGGAACCUGGUGAGGAACAUCCUGCGGGACAAGAACAGGAAGGCGUACAUGAUAUAUCCAAUCACGAUCAACAUCACGGGCCAGGGCUCCCUGUAUUUGACGCACGCGAGAGUGGUCAACAGUGGCAGAUACGACCGCAGAAGAUCCUCAAGGCUCAAGUACGGGAACGUGCACAGAAGAACCAAGUUCGACAUGUACUGCAAGGAAACCAUCGACCAAAUGUUCGACGGAUGGUUCCACUUCAUGCCCUGCGUCUUCGAAGUUAAGCUGAUGUCGAGGAACGUGAGCGUGAAGCUGACGAGAGAAGCCUCAGGAGCAAUCCUGACGCCCUCAGGAUACACGAUGUGCGACGUCUACCUGGACAUAUCGAGCGACUUCAGACACAAGAGAGCGAACUUCAUCAAGUACAUCAAAAUGAGCCUCCUGAUGGACAAGAGGUACUACGCGCUGGUCAACCUGGCUAAAAACAGCCUCUACGACCCGACGAACCUGAACACGAGCAAGAUAGUAGACCCUUUCAGGUCGACAGUGUCGGCAGUGUUCUACCUCUACGGCAACGACAGGAACACAUGGGCGACGCAAAUCAUGCCGCAGUCGCUCUCAGUGCACCUGAAGCUGGAGCCGCUCAACGUCUCAGUCAACUGCAUCGACUUCUUCUGCCUCAUGGACUUCUCGAACCUGCUGCUGAGCUUCUUCGAGCUCUUCAAGCAGAACUACACGCUGAUACUGCACGCAUCCGACGAGUUCCUGGAGCACUGCAAGGGCGACUACACGACGCUGGAAAAAAUAAGGAUCACGAAGCUGUUCUCAAAGAUGGAGUCGGGCUCAAAGGCGGAAGGGUUUAAGAGCAGCAGCUACAGCGAGUACAGCUCCUGCGUGUCCUCGCGAGAGUCGUGGUACACGAACCAGAACAGCAGCGGGAGCCUCAGAACCUCGAGGCUGAAGCUGGACGAAAUGCCGGAGUCAGGAGGAUACGCGAGCGAGGACGAGUACUCGUGCGAGUCGGGCAGCAACUACAACCGCAACAGGACGGAGGAGGAGAUGUACGAGACGAUAAGCGAGCUCCAAAGCUACUACGACUCGGGAGCGCAGGAGCCCUACGCCCGAGGAGCGAGGUACCUGGACAAGGAGGAGGCAAUGAGCAGCUCCUCGGCAGACUACGAAGAGGCGGAGGGGCAGAGCCUCCUGACCAGGAUCCUCUCGACGCUCAGCGUCGGAGUCUCAGUGGACCUGGAGCUGAUAAACGUGGAGAUCGUGAGCAGCGUGACCUCGGAGGUGAAGCACAUGUUCGCUCUCACAGUCGAGGACACGGGACUCUGGUUCUGGGUCAACAACAUAUUCGACUGCGAGUUCCUCGACGCGAGGUCGAAGAUACCGAGUCUGGAGUUCGGAGAGGAGGGCGCCCACAGAGCGACGUGGUUCAACGACCCGCUGCUGCACAAGGACCCCUCGCACUACCACAUCGGAGACGUCGACUACGAAAACGUGGCGUACCUGGAGCAGUUCUCAGGAGUGCUGCGAGGAGGAUUGCUGGAGAUGUCGUCCUCCUCGCUCCCGCAGGCGAUGAAGUACAAGGCUGACGCGGUAACGGACACGCAGGUGAUAAUAGACGAGCUGAAGGAAACAAAAAACAUAAUCAUCAGAGACACCGCCACCAACCAGCCUGAGUCGAAUAUUCAAGUUCGGACUGGAUUCACGCCGCUUAACCAGACGCCGUCGGAAAUAUAUAACCAAGAUGAGGACGAUGCCGAGUUUGAAGCAAACCGAUCCCACAGCGGGUACUCAAUUCACUCCGCGGAGAACAGGAACGACGUGGUCAUACUGAUUAACGACGAGUACAAGCGAAACAACGUGAGAUACAGCAUCGUGAGCAAGAAGCAGAAGGCGGAGAAGGUGGAGAACCUGAUAGGAGUGCAGGCUGAUGAGGAAAACAACGGCAUCGGACUGGAAAACAUACUGCACGUGGACGAAAUGAUCGACGUGGAAAAGAUCCCCUCGAUAGCGAGUUUCAAUAAGUUCCUAGGAGCGUCAUCAGAUGACAUGGACCUGGAUGAAACCUAUUACGAAAACAGGCAGCUCGACCAGUGUUACAGAGAAAAUGUGAAGAACUUUAUGCAGUUUAGAUUUAAGACGAGCGUGACAAUAGACCUGUGCAGAGAGGGAAACAGAGAGAUGGCAGUGGAAACGUUCACAGUGAGUCUGAUGGGAUAUAAGCCGUCGCUGGCGACGAAGCUGCUCUCGAGGCUGGAGUCGUCGUGGAUAAACGUGAACGUCACGCUUAACGCAGCGGAGUGCUACUUCGGCUUCCUGUCGUACGUGUCAGUGAUGCUGAAGCUGAGGAAAAUACUGCUGGAGUACUCAAUAGAGGAGGCGAAGAUCCUGGACUCGGUGACGAAGUACACGAUCAACGACCAGGUGCCGAGGCUGUCAGCAAAGGCAUUUGAGCCGCCAAGUGAACAGGCGCAAAUAAGAACGUCGAAGGAGUACGGAGAAGGAAACGUCAUGGGAAGAGCAACAAAGGACCUGUCGGAGUACACGCUGAGUAAGUUGUCGAGAGACUCGAGGCCGUCGAAGGACAUGAGAAUAAGUAAAAUGUUCAUGGACACGAAGCUGAGUAAGCUGAGUGUGUACUCAGAGGCGGAUCCGGCGGAAAUAUACUCAAUGCCAAUCAACAGCGUGACCAAGGACAUGUUCGCAAAAUGCAUAACCUACAGGUACUUCAACGGACUGUUGCAGCCCUGCGGAGUGAUGAACCUGAAUAAGCUGAUAGGAGAGCGGCUGAAGGCAGUCUCGGAGCUCAAGUUCCUGGGAAUCAAGAAGCUGGAGCCCCUGUACCAGUCGUACCUUAAGUUCGACACGAAGGAGCCGACCGGAAAGACCACACAGGGGGACCUGAAGGAGGACUUCGCGCAGUACAAGACGGACCAGGACAUAUACAACGUGCCGAUAGAGCAUAACGUAGUGCACGUGGGCAAGCUGGGACACGGGAACGUGUUCGGCUCAGGCUACGAAGGGAACAUGCACUCGAGGCUGCACAAUAACCUAGGACAGCCGAUAGCAGUGGCGAUGAAGGGAGGGCAGGCGAGUCACGGAGCGUCAAUACAUCAGCUAGUGAUGAUGAACACUGCGACGUCAAACACGGCGAAUGAGUUCACGGAACGGGCUAACGUGGAUGCGACUGCGAUGAGAGACACCGGAGUGCCGAGCGAGGACUCGUACACGUGGCUGGUGCUGAGAGACGGAGCCUCGUGUGAGUUGCCAGUGGGCCACUACGGAAUACUGGAGCCAUUCCUGGUGAAGGUGAAAAUAGGCAACUACGAAUACGAGAUCACGUCAAGCCAGCUGGACCUGAGUUACAACAACAACCAGAUGAUGUUCAAGCUGGAUCUUAACCCGAAGGACGAUCUGGGCCAAUAUGGCGUGGACAGCAGCGUCGAGGAGACUGAGAAGAGGAGAGAGAGCAGCACAGAGGGCUUCGGAGUGGUGCGAUUCGCGAGAGAGUACGUUAAGAGGCUGAUGGGAAGGAAGGAGCUGGAAAAAACGUAUAACCACGCGUACCUGAUGGUUAACGUGGAGCACAAGACAGUGAUGCAGUCGUCGAGCACGAGCAGCUCCUCAAUCAAUAUAUACUUCACGUCAGGGCUCUCGGUCACGAAUAAGUCCAGAGAGAUGGUCGUAGUCUUUCCAGCCUCAAGGACGCCGGAAAACAGAACUGUGUCGCAGCGGGACCUGAUGAAAAUGGACGUUCAGGCGCCCUCAGUGUCGGACACGAUGAUCACGAAGUCGUACUUCAGAGAGAGCAGAAUGACGGACCUGGACAAACUGUUUAAGCCCAUAUCGGUGCUGACGGACCACAAGUUGGUUAAGAAGAUAGAGCCCAGGAGUAAGAAAUCGGUCAGACAAAACAGCGGUAUUAACGAGUCGUACUCGUCCGCGCACAUGAGCGCCGGGGAGUUGCAGUACAUAGUGCUCAGAGGAGGAACGGAUAACCCGGACAAGGCCGCAAUACCGCUCCCCUGGAUAGUGGACGGGAAUAACACGAUAUGCGUGGCGCUGCUCUCGGACUUUAGCCUGAGCAACGAGCUGAGUGAAAUAGACGAGGAGACAGAGCAGAAGGUGUUCGCAAAGGAGAUACCGUGCGACGUGCUCCUGAGCAGAGAGGCGACGCUGCACAUAGUGUCCUCGUUCGAAGGACAGAGAAUCAAGGUGCCAGUGCCAGGAUUCGCGCCGACGUUGCACCUGGGGAGGUCGAAGAGAGGCCUCGAACGCGAGGGAGUGCACACGCUGGAGCCGAUGAGCAGAGAGCCUGUGGAGUCGAAAACGCAGAGCCAGGAGCACGACUACACAAUGAUACUCUCAUGCACCCUCAACGAGUUCACGAGCGUGCACAAGACGCAAAUACCGCUCAACCCAAUGAAGCACUGCCUGAAGCAGUACGAGUUCAUACUGGAGCCGAUCCAAGUGAUAGAAAACAUGAUGCCCUACGACAUAAACAUCAUCUCGCCGAAGCUGUACGCGAGUCUUAACACGCAGAAGACGGAGAACGGAAGGGAGCUGGAGAAGGUGCAGAGAGCAAUCAGCUUCGAUAACGUGGCGGACGGGUCUGAAGAGGAGCACAUGAGGCUGUUCUCAAGGUCCCUGAGCAUAUCGACGCCGCAGCUGGUGCACGAGGAGCUGAAGGAUAAGAUUCUGGGCCUGAGGCCACCCCUGGGAGACGUGAAGCAGGAGGACGACGAAGUGUUGUCUAUCAAGUCGGGAACGAGCAUGCACCUGGACAAGUACAUGACGAAAGCGAUAAUAUUCUUCAAGGACUUCUGCAGCAACGAGGUACUGUUCAAGAAGGAGAGGGCGAACACGACGCUGGUCUUCGAAAGAGUGACCGGAGCGCUGCUGGAAAACGCGGAAACGAGGCUCAACGUGGACCCGAGGCCCCAGUCCUCGUACAUGCCCGCGAAGAUCACAGUCUCAGUGGAGAUAUUUAAGAGGUCGGUGCAGCCUUCGAAAGACAAGGAGGGCCUGAUAAAGAGGUGCCUGGCCUCGUCGCAGAUAGUGUGCAGCAUAUACGCGGACAAAUGGGCAGUAAACUGGCUGGGAUACCCAAUACUGCUCUCGCGCUCAGACGCGAGGUACAUUCAGUGCUUCGGAGGAAACGGGUGCUCGGUGGUCUCGCAGGACCUGUCAAACACGGGGCUGCACAUGGUGGUCAGGAAGAACAACCUGAAGAAGAUACACGCCUACGACAUGUACAAGAAGAAGGAGAAGGGCUGGUCGCUCUUCAGGCUCACCUCGCCCUCGCACCUGAUCAGCAACAAGUUCGUGGUGCCGGAGCUGACAUUCAGCGCGUGCUCAAUACGGGACGUGCCCAACUACCCGAACCUGCACUACCUGGUCUCGACCUCGAUCGCACCCAUGCCCUUCUUCAGAACAGUGGUGAUGGAGAUACUGCCGCAGGUGACGAUCACGAACGACUUCGACCUCGACAUCUGGAUACGCGAGUACUUCAAGAGCAAGAGCGUGGUGAAGUCGGUGAUCAAGAAGACGGGAAUAUUCAGUAAGCUGAACAACAAGGUGAAGCUGUGGCUGCACAGAAGAGUGACCUCGACGAAGGACGACGAGGAGCACAUCAAGACCUCGGCGAGGAUGACGCUGGCGAAGUACAGCAGGAGCCUGCACAGAAUGAAGUCGGCGAAGACCCACAGCUACGCGAACAGGAAGAGCACGUACAAUGAGGACCGGGGAGGCUCCGCGGGCACUGCAAACUGGAUUAAGGUGAGCAGCGGGAUGACAGUGGAGUUCCACUCGCAGUCGAAGGGGGAGUUCUACCUGCAGGUGACUGCGAUAAACCCCGCGGACUUCCAGAACCUGAAGAACAUCAAGUUCUGGUCGUGUUCGCUCCUGAUAAAGCCCUCGUCCUCGACGCAGUUCAGGUACCCGGAGAGCAUCAAGUACAGGCCGAGCAUGAUGACGAGCGAAAAGCUGAGUCAGGCAGACAUAGUGAAGUACGGACUGUGCGAAGUGGAGACGCUGGUGCACAAGGGCUGUAAGAUGGUGCGCUUCCUGAGGCCGAUGAGCCCGGAGUGGAUGAUCAUCAACGCGACGGGCUUCAACCUGUACAUACAGCAGCUGGGCAUACUGUCGCACGGAGAGAUUCUGGAGAGGAAUAGCACGCUGAAGGAGCUGAACACGACGAGAGUAAACACAAUGAGGGACCUGAACAACAGAGACUACAUCGACCUGGAGUUCCAAAACGGAGUGGAGUACGGAUGGUACGACCCGCAGAAGGAGCAGAAGCUGAUAAUAAAGCUGCACCACCUGCAGGACAAGAACAACGAAGUGCUCGCGAAGUACGCGACGAAGGCGAACGUUAAUGUUAACGCUAACGCGCUGGGAGAGAAGCUGUUCGUGAAGGUGAAGGGAGCGCUGCUAAUAGACCUGGGAAAGGUGGAAAGCAUCAACGCGACCAACAUGUUCAACGUAAAAAUGGGACAGAUGAGGCUCAUGGCGAAGCUGAACGCGCAGACGAGCGUGAUCAUGGGCCAGAGGACGCUGAUCCUGACCUGCGGAAAGCUGAACAAGCUGCUGACGAGGAACAAGAAACUGUUCGACAUCUACAAGCAGAUAAAGAUUAAAAUACCGAACACGAAGGAGCAGUUCAACCCGCGCAACUACUUGCUCAACAGGUUCAAGUACAACGCGAAGAACGUGGAGGGGAUACGAGUGUCGGCGAGAAGGACGAACAACACGUACCCCUUCAGCGGAGGCAUGACGAACAGGCACCUGCGCAACAGGUCCCCGAGGGACACCGAGAGGAUGUCGACGAAGAUGCUGUACCUGCGGAACACGGCGCUGAGCGGAGCGAGGUCGAGCUCGCUGUCGACGAGGCGGAGCGCGGUGCCGAAGAGGCACACGUACCCGCUGACUGACAAGUACAGGCCGACGAACGCGGCGAGGGAGAAGGAGGUGGUGAUCAACAUCAGCAACGACUACACGCUCAACAUCUCGCUGAACGGGCUCGGAGUGUGCGUGUGCUCGUACCUGCCGGACGAGCUGCUCUACGUCUCGCUGGUGCUCGUGCAGUUCAACACGAGCUUCCAGGACAACGAGUCGCGCUACGAGUUCUCCGUCGGCUGGCUGCAGUCGGACGUGCACGACAUCGAGUCCUACUUCCCGACGAUGGUGAAGCCCGUGAUCAACUACUCGCCCUUCAACGUCGGCAGCAUCAACAGGAGGAAGGCGAGCUCGUACGUGCACCACGACGUCAUCACGAACAGCAACAAGCAGGUGAUCAACAUCGUGAUGAACACGAAGAGCAACCGCUACAUCAAGGAGAUCUCGCUGCUCAGCAUCGACAUUCAGCCGAUCAACAUUAACCUGGACACGCGCAUCAUCUUCUCCACGCUGCUCCUGCUCGACGACUACCUCUCGGUCUUCUCGCAGUCGGAGCGGAGCAUGGAGGCCUUCUCCGCGCCGCACGUGGGCAUCUUCAACUACGAGAACAUGCAGUCCUUCGACGACGACGUCUACACGCUCAGCGACGUCGUGCGCUCGCAGUACGGCGCCGACGCGUCCAAGGGCGCGAGGUACAACAUCUCGAGGCUGAUCAUCGGCAAGAUCGUGAUGGUGAUCAACAUAAGGCGCUCCGAGGCGCUCCAGAUGGACGAGCUGCCGCUGCUGAGUCCGACGGUGCGCUACCUGCUCUACAUCGUGAGGAGGACGCCGCACAUCUCGGACGCGCACAUCGUGCUCAACAAGGAGUCGCUGCUGCGGCUCUGCUGCACGCCCUACGUGCUCCUGUCCCACUUCGGCUCGCGCUACGUGAGUCAGGCGAUUCACCAGAUCUACAAGGUGCUCUGGGCGGUGGACCUGAUAGGGAACCCGAAGAUGAUAUUCAACCACUGGUUCUCGGCCCUGUACCAGUCGCUGAUAGACUUUAGAGAGGCACUGAGGUUCGUUCACCUGCCGCCAGUAACAUUUCUGUUGCUGUUGAAGGGAGUUAGCCAGUUUGGAAUAUCAGUGCUGUCAGGGAUAGUGGACGCAUUCUACAGGUUCACAGGAAGCUGGUGCAUACUCCUGAACGCAAUGGCACUUAAUUCGGACAGAUACGCGGUGUUUCUGCUAAACGAAGUGUUCCCGAAGAACUUCGGGCACCCAUCAAACGUGUUUGAGGGCCUGUAUUUUGGAACAAUGAUGAUGGGCCGUAAUCUAUACAUCAGUUUGGGAAACUUCGUGUUUAAGCCUGUGAACAGCUUCAAUAAGUUCCUGGAGUCGAUCAGGCUUAGGAGCGGAAACAAGGAGGUGCUGAUGUCGUUUCUGCACAUAUGGAGCUCACUGUGCUCCUCGUUGCUGAGCCUGCUCUUCGGGUCGUUCUCGUCGGCACUCUCCGGGCUCUCAAUAACGCUGCAAGGGCUGCUGAAUCAGAUGCACUCAGUGCCAAUGUUGUCAGCAAUUAGGCCGAGAAGGUCGCUGCAGCACCUGAAGAGCACAGGGCCGAUUCGAUACAACUUCCUGGAGUCGUGGUCGAUGGAAGCGUCGAAGAGAAUAGGACACACGAACCAGGUGCUCCUGGUGCUCCCACUGGACGUGAAGCUGAAGCUGUUCGACCCAGUGUACCUGGCAACGUCGCACUGGUCAGUGCUGGCAACGCACAUAAGCUCAAUCAGCCCACUGAUACUGAGUCAGUCGUUCGGAAACUUCAAGGACCUGAUAUGGAUAGAUAGACUCAACGUGGGAUACGUGGAAAAGGGACGCAUAAAAUGGAAACAUAACAUUAAGAGCGUAAAUAGAAUACAGCUGAUAGAACUGAACGCAGAGCUGAGCAGCAGGGGAACGGACGAAUUUGACAUAGAGGAAGUGAGUGAAUCGGAAGAAUAUGAAAACAUGAACAAGGGGAUUAACGCAAACGACGACGACGUGAGAGUUGUAAUCUAUGACUCGCACUUCUGCGAAAAGAAGGUGCAAAACACGAAGCUGAAGGUAGUGCUGCCCCUGAAAAAGGGAAAGAAGCUGCUGGGAAAGAGAAUGUACUUCAUGCGCAUCAUGUUCUCAGAGCCAGGAGAAGGACGCCAGUUCAAGUGGACGGGAAAAAAGAAGAUACCGCUGAAGCUGCAAAUUACACUGCAAAACCCCUACUAUCUGCAGGACAACGCGUCGAGCAAGAUAAGUAGGACGGAGGGAGGCCUGAGUCAGCGAGAAAGACAAAUACAUAAGCAAAUACACGAAAACCUGGGAGGAAUCGCGAGGCAGCUGAACAGACUGAGCAUAAGCACGCAGAGAAACAACGAAGGAGAACUGGAACUGGAGCCAGUAAAAAAGUUCGGAGACCUGUAUAACAUAAAGAAGGAGCUGGUUGAUAUAAACAACUACGUAAAGACACUGAGCAAAGUCAAGUACAAGAACGUAGACGAGGGAGAACGCACGGAAAUGAUUAAAAGGAAAAGGGAAAGCGAAGAGGAGCACAACUCAAAAGAAUGGGACCUAAACGAGGAGGAACAAUAUAUCUAUGACAAGUUUAACAGCAUAAUCUCAGAUUACACGGAAAGGCACACGGCUCGAGGAAGAAACAGCGGAAUCGGAAGACAAAAGGGGCAUAAAUCGGAUAAAACGGACGUACACAACGAAAUGGCGGAAAACGAGGAAGAGGAGUGGGUAGAAAUAGUGAAAAUGCCAAAUCUAGAAACGGGAAAACUGUAUUUCACACUGCUAACCUCUGUGAUCAGAGAAGUGGCACUUUAA
Messenger RNA from Theileria orientalis strain Shintoku, 14688 nucleotides. RefSeq lists its product as uncharacterized. Gene Ontology annotation, biological process: protein retention in Golgi apparatus; protein targeting to vacuole. The record is from RefSeq and is a predicted model, not a curated record. The transcript has 14 exons. NCBI's taxonomy places the organism in Eukaryota, Apicomplexa, Aconoidasida, Piroplasmida, Theileriidae. Gene Ontology annotation, cellular component: extrinsic component of membrane. Bases 1 to 14688 code for a protein of 4895 amino acids.